This is a messenger RNA of Suillus discolor, 1513 nucleotides long. RefSeq lists its product as uncharacterized. The transcript has a single exon. Bases 180 to 1325 code for a protein of 381 amino acids. The record is from RefSeq and is a predicted model, not a curated record. NCBI's taxonomy places the organism in Eukaryota, Fungi, Basidiomycota, Agaricomycetes, Boletales, Suillaceae.
GAAACAUGGCAAGUACCACUCAAUCGACUUGGAAAUAUGUUUCAUCUCGUACGUGCCACAUUCACAUCAUUGUCAUAAUGAUAUUUGGUGAUUAAAAAUAGUAGUGCCCACAGGACAAGAGCACAUUGUGCGACCUAGAAGGAACAAUAACUCUGCUAUAGGCCACCGGGUCACAACUUAUGGUCCCAGCCACAAUUGAUGAGGAAAGUAUUAAAGGCAGGCUCCUUCUCACCAGCUUAGCAUCUUACUCUUCUGUCAUGGAGCCUCCUAUCCGCUCUCACUCUGGCAACCUUCCUAUGGAGCUUCUCAUUCCCAUCCUCGAAGAUGCAGCCCAGCUGACGUUUUUCCCAGGGGAGAAACAUGUCGAUAAAAAUUUCUAUUCGACAGCCGUCUCCCUAUGUCGUGUCUCUCGACUUUUCAGACGCAUCAUCCUCCCCAAAAUGCUGCACACGGUAUUUCUCCGAGGUCAUGGAGUGAAAAAGUUCGCAAAUGCUCUGCUUAUGCAGAAAGCGUACGCUGAGAAAGAAAGCGACCUUUACUUGGACUAUACCUCUGCUAUAAAGAGGAUGUGGAUCAGUCACCACUGGCCAAGCCUCUCCGUGUCUGAGCUCAAGCUGAGCUUGAGCAUACUGCAUCCGGUCAUCCUUGCUGUACCAGUACUUGCAAUUGACUCUGAGCAUUUGAAGCUUCUUGUUCAGAUCGUGGAAGAUGCGUGGACCACUCAUGAAGAUCUCAAUAUCGACCACGAAUACCACCCUUUUCCUGGAAAAACUCAGAAUCUGACGAUAAUGAGUUCCAACGGCUCUUGGUCUCCCUUCAACUAUGAUCAAAAACCAUCCAUUUUCCUCGCAUCAAUCCCCCGUCUCACAUGCCUGCCCGCUUUAGAGGUGUCUUCAGAUCUUUUUCGUGACAUCAGCAGGGGCUUAAGAUCCACCGGAUCCUCGCUGCAGUAUUGGAUGGACAAGAUUGCGUGGGCUCAGAUGACGAACCUUCAAACCUUUUCAGUGGUCUAUCCGCAUCUCGGUCCCCAAUUCAGCAUGCGUUCAUACAUCGAUCCUAGCAGGGGACUAGACCUGCAUGUGGAGCGGCUCAAUGUGUCUGCUCCCCUGUACAAGCAGGACCCUCAAUCCUUCCCGUGGGGAACACCGCCGUUUUCUAUGACCAAUCCUGGAGAGAAGAACAUUCGAACGAAUGGUCUUUCCUUCGAGGUCACACGUAAGCAGACACACUUCUGCCGAUUGGAUUUCUCGUGGGAGAACGCUUGGGCCUGCGGAUUAACUGACGAUGAGGGGUACAAAGAGAGUGUGGAUGUUAAUAUGACAUGAUACCAUAGUGCCUGUUCGCAAUCAGUUUUCCCUCUUACUGUACAAUUACUAUAGACUUUUCAUACCCGGACACUUACUGUACACUUCUCAUACCCAAUGCCUAGGACGCAAACUCUAUCAUAUAUGAGUCAUAAGCUAGAUCACCGAAUCUCAAGUUUGCAAGUUGUGUACAUAGCGAUAAAACACUC